Molecule: messenger RNA, 4192 nt
Organism: Corythoichthys intestinalis (scribbled pipefish)
Lineage: Eukaryota; Metazoa; Chordata; Actinopteri; Syngnathiformes; Syngnathidae
Gene: iffo2b
Product: intermediate filament family orphan 2b
Exons: 8
Coding region: 327-1802 (491 amino acids)
Source: RefSeq, a predicted model, not a curated record
GGAAGGGGGUGUGGCCUGGAUGAGUGUAUGACUGCGUGCUAUAUAUUUUUUUUCUAGCGGCGUGCAACAUGAUACUUGCACGCUGCUCAGUGGAAAGGAUAAACCGGCCUCUGCGGUGCCGUGGCGACCGGUUCUAAGCGCUCGGCACACGGGCUUCGAGGAGGAGAAUGUGCCCGCUAGUUGUGUGACGACUCUUCAUACAAAGGAGGAGCAGGAGGGGGAGUACCGAUCUUUUCUGCGUCAAAUGUCUCGACCCUCCUGUGGAUGGUGUUGAUGCUGCUGCUGUUGCCAUCGGUGCCUCUUAUUUGAUUUUUUUUUCUACUGACAUGAGUUCGCUAUUCUUCCCUGAUGCUGCAAAUCCUCCGGUCGGCCAUGCGUCCCCGGUGGGGACCAGCGCCCUGCGGAACGACUUGGGCUCCAACAUCCACGUCCUCAAGACGCUCAACCUGCGCUUUCGCUGCUUCCUGGCCAAGGUCCACGAACUGGAGCGGCGGAACCGGCUGCUGGAGAGCCAGCUACAGCAAGCCCUGCAGAGGCCGCAUUACCGCGGGGCGUACGGCCGUGAUGUGGCCGUCCAGACGGACGGUGGGGCAGAGUCGAGGCUGCCCGGAACCAUCUGGUCCUUUACCCAUGUGCGCAGGCAAGGUGAGCGCCUGGAGACGCUGCACGGGCCCGGGGUGUCGUGGACGCACCCUGACGGGGUCGGCGUGCAGAUAGACACAAUCACGCCAGAACUGAGGGCGCUCUACAACGUGCUGGCUAAAGUGAAGCGGGAGAGGGACGAGUAUAAGAGGAGAUGGGAGGAUGAGCUGUCCAAACGCCAGCAGCUGGAGUCUGCGGUAGAAUCCCUGCACCAGCGUGCCAAAGAAUCAUCAGAGAUUCAAGUGGACCUGAACGAGAAGGUAGAGAGACUGAAGGCGGAACUGGUGGUCUUCAAGAGCCUUAUGAGCGAUCAAAUGUCUGACCUGGACUCGAAAAUUCAAGAGAAAGCCCGGCGCGUAGACAUGGACAUCUGCAGACGAAUUGACAUCACAGCCAAACUGUGCGACGUGGCGCAGCAGCGCAACUCAGAGGACAUGUCCAAGAUGUUCAGCACCAGGUCGUUGCCAGAGAAGCAGGGUGCCUCAGCGGCCUGCAAACGGAAAGAGCGUAAGGCAGUGUCCGACGAGGACGUAUCCGAGAUGGAUGCGAACCCCAGCCCUCUGGAAGAAGACACGCUCAACAUUACAGACGAGAUGAAGCGCAUGCUAAACCAGCUACACUGUUCAGAUAACCCCUCUGUUGCCAGGCGUGAGACAUUCGACCUGGACGACGACUGCGAUAGUCUAACGUGGGAGGAGAACGAGGAGACGCUGCUGCUGUGGGAGGACUUCGCCAACUAUAACGUGCCAUGCGGCAUUAUGACGACGACGGCGCCGCCCUGCGCCAACACAGUCCCGGGCGACGGGGGCAGCGAUGGCACAGAACCAGACUCCCAAGACAGAAGUCUCGGAAGCCUUAUUGAUGAGACGGAGUCACUGUUUAAGAACAGAGAGAAGGAAUACCAGAAGACUAUCGGUCAGAUUGAGAUGGAGUUGGCCACAGCCAAGAGUGACAUGAACAGACACCUGCACGAGUACAUGGAGAUGUGCAGCAUGAAGCGUGGCUUGGACGUACAGAUGGAAACGUGCCGGCGCAUGAUCAAAGGUGGCAGGAGUUCGCCGUCGUUAAGCUCCGCGGCCAGCAGCGACUCAGGGAACACCGACGAGAUCCAGGAUGAGAUUUCGGACAAGGAUUUGGAUGCCGAAGUCCCUGUUAGUUGAUGACCGCCUGGCGCUGGCUUGUGCAAAUAUCCCAAAAAUUGGGGGAAGAGGUGCUCACAGUGGUCGGCUCAGAAUUUUGGUGCUUUUGUAACAAUUUUGUCUGGUCGGUGGUGAGGGUUGUAACAAAGACAAAGGGGUGCUCUUUUCCCGUAAGAGAUGGUUUUGUGUUCUGUGGUCUAUGGAACGCUUUUCGAGUAACAUCCAUUGAGAGGUUGCUGUUAAAAUGCCGUUUUAGAUUACGCCAGAACAAAAACUGAUGUCUAAUUUUUUGAAAAUCUAACAAGGUUGUACCAUGUCAUACCGUCCAUAUUGGCAUAAUUUUGCACCAUGCAACGAAAGCAGAUAUAAAUGAAGUAAAACCACUCAACCUUUGGGGGGAAAAAAAAAAACAAAAAAACUAAGGGAGUGGAAACAGGAACAUAUAUGAUUUUUUUUUCUAUGGAGUUACUGCUUUAGAUGGGGCAGCACUUCUCAUUAGUCAAGAGAUCCUUGGUCCCAAUCUCAGCUCAGAUCCUCCUGGAAAGGCGUGUACAAUAGUUGUAUUUGCGUGUGACUCCUCCUAUAAGCAGCCUUUUGCGCAAAGUUAGCUAGGAUAGGCUCGAGCUCACUUGCAUUCCUGGUGAGUAAAAGUGCGAGGAGGAAAUGGACAAAAUGAUAGCAAAUGGACAAUCUAUUAAAUUCAAGAUACUUGGAAAAGGCCGACUGAUGGAUGAAAAAAAGGAAAAGUGUAAUGGUAAUGUGAGUUUUGCACCAAAACCAGCGUGACUUAAGGCUUAAGGGCUUAAGCGUGACGAGUAAGGUUUAGCCAGGUACUCCGAACUCACCGCUGUUCCAGCUAUUGAGUCUGGCCACCAUUAAGUGGAUAAAAUUUCCAGGGCGGAGCAAGCCACAGCAAACAGACAGCGGAGUGGACCAAUCAGCGACGGGCGGGAUGAGGGACUUGCGCGUGGAAGUAAACAUACGAGGAGAGUGGAGUUUAUUCAACAUGGCUAGUGCAAGACAGACUGUUGUCAAUGACUUGUGUCGAUGUGUUUUUGGUAAUUUAAAACUGAUUUUACCGUGGAUUGGAACAUAUUCUCGGCUCUCCUGUUCGCCAUCUGUGUUGUUGUGGAGACGACUUCCGACGCGGAAGAGUGAGGUUGCUCGUUAAGAACACGUCACGCAAAUAAAUCUGAUUUGUCGAUUGAUUUUGUACUUGCUCGAGAGGCCGUUACUGGGCUUCCUCCCAGACUAUACUCUCAGUGUUUGAAAAACACAGGGAGAACAGUCUGGCCGUGCCAGGCAAAGUAAGGUUUGUUUUGACUAUACUUAAUAGUCGGCUAAACUAAUUUGGCACUGUUGGUAACAAUUAAACAUAUGGCACGGACUUUAAAUUUCUUAAAAGUAUGUUAUAAAUAUGUAGAGGUGGAGACUUAAGUAAUUGUGACUUGGACUUGAUUUUUCUCAAGUCAUGAUUGAUUCAGGCUUGAUUCGUUUUUCGGAGGUACCAGACGCAGAUAAGACUUAUGGUGUUAAGUACAUGCUUGUGUACCGCUAACAUUUUGCAUUAGUUUUAUUUAUAAACAAUUGAGUGUUUGGACAAGCAGCUAUUUUUUGAAAUAUCAAAUAGCAGAUGGACCUUUCAGAAUUAAAACUACGUUUAUCAGAUGAACCAUUGUCAUGCCUGUAAUAUAUUGGCACGAGAGCUCACCAAGCCUUGACCUCCACAAAGAUGCGUGCAAUCAUGAGAAAAUGUAUUUAAAGCGGAUUACAUAUUUUGUUUCUCUUAAAAUCUCAAGCGAAGAAUAGCAAAAUGGGCUCAAAACAACUCUCAAAUUAACAGAGUAAAGAUUAACAUUAUGGUUUAGGGAAGGCUACAAAACACAGUUGCAUACAUUUCAGCUGUCAGUUUCCACUGUGAGAAACAAUAAGAAAUCCUAUUAAGGCCAAAAGUAGCUGGUCAAGAAAAAUAUCAGAUGCAGAGCAAAGCAUGGUAUGAAUGGUCAAGGACACCCACGUAUCACAACCAAAGAAUUGCAACAUUAUUUUGUUGCAGAUGGUGUCACUGUGCAGUGUUCACCAAAUCAGCAGACUAUACAAAGGUGAAGCGUUACGGGAGAGGGAUGCAUAAGAAGCCUUUUCUGCACACAUGCCAAAAACAGACCCGCUUGAGGUAUAGAAAAGCUCAAGCAGGGCUAGAUACUGUGUUUCAUCAAUACGAAACAAUAUUGCUCAAAAUCUAUUCUGGUAUUCAUGCAAAGGAGCAAGUACAAUGUUCUGGGAGGGCUAUCCCAGUACCAAUGCCAGGAUGUCAUUGAAAAUCCGGAGUGGACUUCCCAUGCUCGAAAACCAAGAAACUUAACAGAUCUGGAGAUGUUUUGUGAGAAGAAAUGGGCCAAAAUAGUUUUUUU